Messenger RNA from Mytilus californianus (California mussel), 4716 nucleotides. RefSeq lists its product as uncharacterized. Bases 43 to 3306 code for a protein of 1087 amino acids. NCBI's taxonomy places the organism in Eukaryota, Metazoa, Mollusca, Bivalvia, Mytilida, Mytilidae. The transcript is spliced from 2 exons. The record is from RefSeq and is a predicted model, not a curated record.
AAGUUGCAUGUGCAAAACUUAGAACGGCAGCUUCAACUGCAAAUGCAGCUAAACCAAUUACAGCCGCAAGUACCACAGGCGUCCCAACCUGAAUCUCGGGGACCAAAACAUAUGGGAAACGUGACCCUGCAGAGGUUCGAGGGAAGAGGUGAAAAUCCUAUCAAGUUUUGGAGUCUCUUCAUCCAGUAUUGCACCUUGUUCAGGUACACGGAUAGCGACACAGUUGGCGUUUUCCCACUGCAUGUUUCCAGCACUGUUCAAGACUGGUUUUAUUCGCUGGAGGAAGGCGUUCGUAGGAACCUGCAGCGUCUGAAGGAGGCGUUUUUGGAGAGAUUCCAAAGACGAAACUUAGAAUACAGCCUCCAGCACAUAAAGCAAAAUCAGUCUGAAUCGGUCGACGACUACAUCAAUAGAAUUCUGGCACAAACUUCCGACAGCAACGUUCCAGAAGCCAUCCUGGUGAGCAUGCUAGUUGGAGGAUUGAGGCCAGAUCUCGCAGCAAUAGUAAUGCCUCAAGUACCAAAGACCCAUCAACAGUUUUUGGCUGCAGCCUCGAUUGCGGAGAAAACGGUCCAGAUGACGACGGCAAAGCCUAUUGAAAAUCUGACUUUGCAGGUAGCCAACAUAGCCAGUAUGGAGGACAGACUGUCGGCCAUGUUGACGGACAAACUUAGCAGUAGCGUCGCCGAAAUGUCAGCCAUACAGGCCCACAACAAUAACCAGUCAAAUGGACCGUACCAAAGACAAAACUAUCCCCAACGACCGAAAACCAAUUUCCAGCAACGGAACUACCAGCGUCCACCGAGUUCAUCGUGUCAAGGAUGUGGAAAUGUAACCAGUCGAUUUAACCUAAUGUUAAUGUUUAUCGUUAUGGUCAUACUACCACUCAGCAUCGUCGGAGGACACAUGACAGUGCAAGCAAGCAAUGCAGAAGAAGAUAUACACCGACUAAAUUAUGGUGUACUUUUUCAAAAACAACCGUCAUUAUAUUUAUCACGUGAAUAUUGGCUUCACACUUUUGAAGUAGAAUUACCUAGUAAUAUUUCAAUUCAAAGCAUACCUGCAUGCACUUCUGCUGUAUCAACUUGUUAUUUAUUUAACUCAAUCAUUUUUCAUGUUAAUGUAUUAAAGGAAAACACAAUGACAUUUACUCAUCGAACACUUAUGGAAAUUUUUGACAUGGUUCCAGAAACAGAUUUGAACCCACAAAAACGUAAAUCUCGUGCUUUAUUGCCCUUCAUUGGUUCGUUAAGUAAAAGUUUCUUUGGAACAGCAACCAUGGACGAUGUCAACCUUUUGGCUAAUCACAUAAAUAAAUUGAUAAAAAGAGAUAGACAAAUGAGUCAUGCUUUGGAACAACAUGGUUCACACAUUUCAUCUUUUAUGAAAGUAGUAAAUCAUAGAUUUGACAAGUUAAAGGAAGGCAUGAAUCUAAAUCAUCUAUUGGCCAAUCAAAUCUUGUCUUCAAAUAAACAUUUUGAAAUAUUGAUGACAAAUCUGUCCAUGGUAGCAUUCGAACAAAUCAGUAAAGCUAAUGAAAUUCAAGUUCAAUUAGUAAAUACUCUUUCUUCAAUUCAGUCUCUCAUAAAUGGUAAAAUCACACCUCAUUUAAUCCCAGAACAUGUUUUGAAGAAGACAAUAAACGGUAUCUUUGAUAUCUUGAAGACAGAUUAUCCUCAAUUUCAUUUACUUCAAAACAAACCAUCUAUGUAUUAUCAGAAUGCCAAAUUUUUUUUUACAAGGCAUCAUUCAAGGUUAUAUAUCACAAUGAAAUUUCCAAUUUCAUCAUUUUCAUCAGCUUUAACAUUGUACAAGAUUUUGUCUUUUCCUCAUCCUAUCAGUCAAAAGAAUACAACAAAAGCUUCUCAAAUACUUGAUUUACCAACUUAUGUUGCAAUAACGGCUAAUCAUCGUCAUUUUACAACUUUUAAUUACGAAACCUUGUACAAUUGUGAAUUUGAUAGGUACAUCACAUGUGAUGUUUCGUUACCCAUUCAAACUAUUAAAACGUCAAGUUGUAUUUUUGCAUUGCUACAUGAUAACAAAUCAGUAAUUUUUGACCAAUGUAAUUUCAGAUUGUUACCAGAAUUGACAAAACCAAAUAUUUUUGAAUUAUCACCGGCAUCAAUUUUAUUGACGAAUGCUAAAGAGGUAACUUUGAAAUGCCCCAAUAAAACAUCAACAUUACCAGGAUGUCAAUUUUGCAUUCAAAAUAUUCCUUGUAGUUGUACUCUACAAACUUCAACAAUAACAUAUCAUCCUCGUUUGGUAAAUUGUCUGGAAAAGUUACAAGAAAGUACAAGAUUGUAUCCAAUAAACUUAGCAUUAUUACAUGCAUUUUUUGGUUUUGACAAGGUAAAAUCUUAUUUUGGCAAUACAUAUUUCAAAACUGCAGUAAAUAUAUCGAUUCCGAAUUUUAAAUUGUACAAUCAUAAGUUUAAUUCAAUUUUAGCGUCAGAUAUUAAAGACCACUUAAAUUUGAAGAAAAUUGCUAAAUCAGCUAAAAAGGAUGAGACUAUUUUUCAAAAUUUAGCAGAACCUUUACUCGAUGGUCAAAUAACACUUGAUUCGAACUGGCCAGACACUAACGGUUAUUUAGCAAUAGCAUCAAUAACUAUUGGAGGAAUUUCUUUUAUAGGUUUUGUUUAUAUGUUUUUACAAUUCAGAUCUUUAAGAACUUCACUUUUGAUUUUACAACAAGUUCAUAAUGUACAUUCAGAGUCAACAGUACCAUCUUUUCUUUUUGAAGCAGUCACACAAACAACUACACAAUCAUUUCUAGACUCAGCUAUUUUAAAAGAAUUUACUUGGGUACAUGGAUCUUUAAUAGUAGGAGUUUUAAUUUUAAUACUUUUAAUCUGUGUUUUAGUUUGCCUAUUCAAACAUAAAUCUCAUAACACAACUAUAAUGUUAGAAAUUACUUCAGGAGGAUCAUGUGCUACCAUUCCAGUUACAUCAUUUCCAUUGUGUCCUUCUUAUUGGGAUAUUCAACCCCCGGUCACUAUUCAGAACGUUCAAAUUUGUAAUUUCCCAUUUGGAAAACUUUCAGUUGAGUGGCCAGGAUUCAAAGUCAUAAAUAAAUUGACAAAACAAAGCUUAACAGUUAAAACAUGUUUCAAAGUUGGUUUGUUUAAUUAUUUCAAAGUAAGGCGAAUAAUCAACCAACCAUAUUGUGCUUACAUAUUGAUUGUACAUCAAGGAUUAGCUACACCUUUACAAGAAAAUCAAGAACCUUUAAUUCCCAAAAUUCCACAGUAUCAAGAAUUUCAAAACAAUCUGUACCCAAAUUUAGAACCUUAUUUAUAGGCAGUCAAGCAAGGCAUGACGUUUAAAAAUAAACAGUAUCUAUUCAUGUCUUAUGUAUAUAUUUGUGUUUGUUUAAUUAAUUUGUUUAUAUAUGUCUAAUAUCUACUAGUUUUAUAUUGAUAGCUUGUGUUUUUAAUACCGUUAUCGUUGCCAAGCGGAUGUUACAUAACAUUUUACGAUAUUUCAUUAUCAGAUUCCAGAUAAUCCUAUGUGCGGACAUUUAAUAUUCAUUUCAGCAGUGACUUUGAACCAGUGUGGACAUUUAAAUAUGUGAACAAUUAAUAUAGUGAAAUUUGGACAAUAAUUUUACCGAAAGUGAACAAUAUCUCAUAUAUAUACUUAUUUUGUGUCAUGCAUUUUAUUACAGAAUUGUUGUUGUGUGCUUUGAGGACAAAGCAAAUUUUUAAGAAGAGGGUAAUUGUGAGGAAAUAAAUUUUACUUUAUUUUUGGUAAAACGGACAAUCCAUAAUUUGAGAAUAUUUUUCAUUAAAGCGACUUGAAAUUAAAGUUGUAAAGAAUUGAUUAAAUUCAUUUGUAAAUAUACUUAAUAAAGUAAGUUACGUUAUAACGGUCACUAUAGAUAAAUGUUGUUAAAGGUCAAUAUAACAUGUCAAGCCUCAAGCUAAGUUAAACACUUUACAAGUUCGUUAUGCAACUUUUCUUCGGUCAUAUCGAAUACACAGAUAAUUCAAUUGAUAUAUGGAUUGAACUUUAUCCAGUUACGAAUAAUUAAAUAAGACAUCAAACAAAAUACGUGAUGUCCAUGUAUAUUAAAUAGCGGUCAGUUGGGUGUUUCCAACAACAAAAAUGUGAGGAGAAAAGAAGGAAAUUUAGCAAGAAAUUAUUAUAAACUGUUAGCAAAAGUAUUAAACAAAUAACUUAAAUGGGCCUCAGUUUAUUGCUAACGAAAGUACUAUAUAAACCUGUUUCGCCCAACGCUAGGCACUUCGGUGUUGCGGCAUAUUAAAAUAUUAGAAACUUCAUUUCUAUUAUUCACAGGUUAGUUGAACUAUUUUAUUUAAGUUUUAAGCAGUAAACUGAGUACUCGAUAAAGAUACAGUAUUUUUAUAUUAUCAUUUAUUCAAAAGCAAAGUUAAUUCAAAUCAUUAAAUUACUUGGUUUAAAUGUUUAUGCAAAGUUGUGUCAAUAUCAGAUAAACAAUAAAUGCAAUAUUUAAUUAAAUAGACUAGAACAUAAAUUCUCUUUCUAUUAUCAAGUUUAAAUGGACAACUUAUUUACAUAAUUUAAGAUGUUAACCUCAUAAGGUCAACCGCUUAUUUAUAUAUAUAUAAUGGAAACUUCUUCAAUUAUUCUUUAUCUAUAUUUGUUAUGUUUGUAUAUAUUAUUAUGUAUUGUUAAUUGUAAUACAUGACUUCGGUGUUGCGGCAUAUUAAAAUAUUAGAAACUUCA